Messenger RNA from Lycium ferocissimum, 840 nucleotides. Its product is annotated as syntaxin-81-like. Gene Ontology annotation, cellular component: endoplasmic reticulum; SNARE complex. NCBI's taxonomy places the organism in Eukaryota, Viridiplantae, Streptophyta, Magnoliopsida, Solanales, Solanaceae. Gene Ontology annotation, biological process: retrograde vesicle-mediated transport, Golgi to endoplasmic reticulum. The record is from RefSeq and is a predicted model, not a curated record. The coding region runs from base 385 to 840 and encodes 151 amino acids. The transcript is spliced from 3 exons.
CUUUUUCAAGAAACCGUUAAGUUUUAGGGUUUAGGAUCAAAAUGAUCACAUUUUGCAUACAUUAAGGACUAUAUCAAUUACGGUUAUAUAUCAAGGACCAUGAUUAUCUAACGCCCAUACAUUAAGGACCAUUUUGACCAUUUCCUCGAGAACUUGAUAACUAAUAUCUCCAAAUAUUGGUGUGGUUUCUGUUUCCGUUUAUAAGUUGUUAAUGUAGAGAUAAGUUGAUGAUUUGGAACUUGCUAAUUUCAUUUUCUUGUGGAGUUUUAUGCAGGAGGAAUAUCUUCGGUUUUCUGCUGGGAUAUACCAAACCACUAGAUACCAUUGAAACUGCAUCAUUUGAUUGGGAGAAAUCUUCUUAUUUUUCUCCUGCAAUUUGAAGGAAUGUCAAAAGUCAGAGACAGAACGGAAGAUUUUAAAGAUGUUGCACAUCGAUCAGCGUUGUCUUUGGGAUAUGAUGAGUCUAAAACAGCUGCCCUAUUGGCAUCUUUUAUCAUGCAUAAACCUCGGCAAAGGUCAGGAUUCACCAGAGCUGCGCUUAAAACGCUGGAGAACAUUGGGACUCUAGAGCAAUUUUUGAUGAAACAUAAAAAGGAUUAUGUUGAUUUGCACCGUACAACUGAACAAGAGAGGGAUAGCAUUGAGCAUGAAGUAAGAUUAGAUACUUUGAUAUCUGUUUUCUUUCUUCCUUUUCCGUACCUUUUUUUUUUUUUUUUUUUUUUUGGUAUGGAUUUCAGAACAGGAUGGUUAGCUACACUAUCUUCUUCUUGCUUCUAUUUUGAUGUCGAUAGAUACAUUUUAUUAUUGCUGUGUGAUGCUCUGUCAUCAAAUAUAUGUUGA